Molecule: messenger RNA, 865 nt
Organism: Carassius gibelio (silver crucian carp)
Lineage: Eukaryota; Metazoa; Chordata; Actinopteri; Cypriniformes; Cyprinidae
Product: SIN3-HDAC complex-associated factor
Exons: 6
Coding region: 22-840 (272 amino acids)
Biological process (GO): negative regulation of cell migration
Source: RefSeq, a predicted model, not a curated record
CUUGGCGUCUACGCUCCUUAUAUGGUCUUCCUCCGACAAACCCCCUUUACUCAAUGUUUGUGCGUAGGCCCCGCCCCCACCAUUCAUCAGAGUCUGGCCGUAGUAAGGCAUGCGCAGUACAGACGAGUAAAACGGACGGAUUUCAAAGUUUCUGACGAGCCCGUCAAGAUGUUCGGCUUCCAUAAAUCCAAGAUUUACCGCAGCAACGAAGGCUGUUGUAUUUGCAAAACCAAGUCGUCCAGUUCUCGGUUCACGGACAGCAGCAGAUAUGAGGAGAACUUCAGACUCUGCUUCGGUCUAUCAGAGGAUCGGGUUGGAGACAUCUGCAAUGCUUGUGUGCUGCUGGUAAAACGCUGGAAGAAAUUACCACAUGGAUCAAAGAAAAACUGGAACCAUGUGGUGGAUGCAAGGGCAGGACCUGGCUUCAAGCUGACCAAACCCAAGAAAGUCAAAAAUAGUGAUGGAAAGAAGAAAAGUAAACUGAAAAAGAUUCAUAAAUUCAAAAGACAAAAUUCAGAUGCCCACAGCACCACAUCCAGUAUGUCUCCCUCUCAGUCUCCCAGCCACAGUAAUCAGUCUGACGACGGGUCAGACAUCGAGACCAAGCAGAGGCGUCCAAACCCACUGGGCUUCUCCUUUCUCGACCUGUCCUACUGGAAGAGGAAAAAGGUAUGCUGUGGGAUCGUCUACAAAGGGCGUUUCGGUGAGGUGAUCAUCGAUCCUCGUCUCUUCAAGCCCUGCUGUAAUAAGAAGCGUCCAGCUCUGGCAUCCUCCUCGGACUCUCAGAUCUCACAAACACAUCCUUCCCCUCUUCCAGAGGACCUGAAGGAGGCAUGGUGAUCCAAAUAAAACCCUCUCCAAUCUG